This is a messenger RNA of Zea mays, 9895 nucleotides long. RefSeq lists its product as uncharacterized. Gene Ontology annotation, molecular function: zinc ion binding; nucleic acid binding. Lineage: Eukaryota; Viridiplantae; Streptophyta; Magnoliopsida; Poales; Poaceae. The coding region runs from base 6539 to 8236 and encodes 565 amino acids. The record is from RefSeq and is a predicted model, not a curated record. The transcript is spliced from 2 exons.
UCACACCUAUCGCUAGCAGGUGGCCCCACCGACUCAGUCGCACAGCAGCCCCUUCUCUGCCUCCGCUCGCGAGGCGGACGCUGCCGUAACCACCGCGCGAUGACACCAGACUCCAGUUGGCUCAAGGGCCCUCCAACCAACUCGUCUGCGUGGAAGAUAAAAGCUCCCUAGGGUCUCGCCCACACUGUCGUAUUCCCACCGCCGUCCUGCAAUCGCCGUGAGCUGAGAGGGAGAUUCACGCCGCUGCCGUGGGAUUCACACCAGCGCCUCCGCUUGGGUGCCAAUCGCCCGCUCGCAAGCUUCGCCGAGUCGUGGGGAAGGUUUCCGAAGGCCAACGCUAAGGAUUUGUCGUCGGGACCCAGGGAAUUCAUCACCGGAGUUGCGCCCGACCGCGGAGCCGCUCCUCGCCGUGGUUCUCCCUGCACUGCGACCCUCGUUGUCGGCUCCCAGGUUAAAUUACCUCCCCACCAAUCAAAAUUCGAGCAUAUGAGGAUCAACAUGACUACUUUCUAGCUCAAUUUCAGAAGGCUCCAAUGCACAAAUCCAAGCUAGAUAACUUGACAUAGUCAAUCAUUCCUAACGAAGCCAAAGGCAAUGAUUUCACAGGGAUAAAAAGCCUUGGGACCAUAGCUAGUGGAAGCUUCAUGAUGAGCCAGUUUCGAAGUGGUGCAAUGGUAUCUCAGUACGAAUUUAAUACACUAUAACCCCGAGUACAUUUUUGAAACUGAUCACUACUCUUCCAUUUGUGAUUAAGUAUAGAAUAUUUAAACACAAAUGCAUGCAGGUUAUUUUGGUCCGUACGGCGAUGCAAUUUUUGUGUCCGUACAGUGAUGCUAUUUUUAUUUAUGAUUAAGUAUAGAAUAUUUAAACACAAAUGCAUGCAGGUUAUUUUGGUUAGUUAGUUGUGAAUGUGGGCUGAGAGCCAACAAACUUUGUUUGAAUUUCCAUUUGUGCGUUAAUUAUAACUUUUACCAUUUUAGUUUCUUAAGUCGUCAAAAAUAAUUCAAAGUAAAAAAAGGGCCAUCGAUAAUUUCUAAGAAAGUAACUCCUAAAAUAUAUAAAAAACAGAUUUAAAGAGAGCUUUUUAGGAGGCGUAGUUUUUUUUUACGAGGGAUGAUAUGCUUGCACGACAUUCUGGUCGCGGCCAGUGGCGGAUCCAGGAUUGAUCUAAGAGGGGGGCUAUUAAGCUAAGGCUAAUUUUUUUUAAACCAAACAAAAAAAUAUAAUUGAUGUUUAAUAUGACACCAGAAUCAAGAUAUAAUUUAAACAUUUAAGAAAUAUGUAUCAAAAAAUGUAUGACUAAAUUUGUUCAUCUUAUUCUUAUAAACAUGGAACUACUACCAAAUAAAUAAUCAAAUCAAAACUUCAAACUAAAGCAAACAAUAUCACACGUUUCACCUUAGACAGGGGUGUGGUCGCUGCUUGGCUGCUUGUGCAGAUCCGCGCGCAGGACAACGAGCGGCUGGGCGGGGCGGCGGCUGGACGACGGGUUGACAACUUGGACGUAGCGGCGGGGCGGCAAGUAGGGCGACUGGGCGAGCGACUGCCGACUGGGCUGGGUGAGCACCGAGCGGCGAGCAGGCAGCACCACAGCGGCUGUGCGAGCGCCGGGCAGGCAGCAUCGCAGUGGCUGGGCGAGCGACGGCGGGCAAGCAGCGAUGGGCAGGCAGCGGCUGCUGGCUGGGCGAGUAGGGCGAGACACUGGGCUAGGCCUUUUUCCUGUCACUGUAUUUGCUAGGCCGCGACCGGGGCUGCAGCCCGGGCAGCCCCGGGCGCAGAUCCGCCACUGGUCGCGGCCGUCUCCAUCCGCGCCACGGCGCGGCCACGCGACUUGGACUUCGUCACUACCGUCGGACCGUGCCUCGCGUUGAAGGAGACAGGCAACCUCAACCUGGCAUGAGAGCAGUGGCGGAGCUCUAUAAAAUUAACGCCCCGGGCCACUCUAUAAAACUUGAAGGUUAAUUUAAACAGUCCCUAAUAUAUUGUACAACUAAAUAUACCGCUAGAAAAAUAUACCACAAACAUAGACUAAAAUAGUAUUUACUUUAAUUCAGCAUCUAAAAAUAUAAUAAACUUGAUAAAAACAUAAAGGUACCUAAUUAGAGACGAUUUGGUCCUUCUCCGCCUCUAAUAACUUUAUCAACAUUAGUACGUGAAUUUGAAACUACAUAUUGCAAGUUAAAUAUUUAUAUAAAAUGAGAGAUACAACAUGACAAUAUCAAUCUACCAUCACAUAAACAUUUAACAAUCUAGUAUUUAGCUCGUUGUUUACUAGUAACAAAAAAGAAGCUAAGAAAAUGAGAAGCGCUUACAGAUAGUAGGACUUGCUGGCGGCUGGCCGAGUCACGAGUGGGCACUGGCCGUCUGGCCGUUUGGCCGAGUGUUACUUCACGGAAUCAUCACAUAGACGCAUAGGAAUAUUCGAAUAUGCACCGAACGCCUCACCUUGCUUCCUGCUGGUUGAACGCACGACGCACCGCGCACGCCGGCCGCACGGAACCUGGACGCGGGACGCCUGGCUCACUGGCUGGAUGGUUGGCUGGACCGGACCUGGCGACUUGCCGCUGCCGCGUCGACGGCCAGCCGGAUGGGGAGACGCCGGGCGCGGACGACGCACGGGCAGGGCGGUAAUCGGCACGGACGCAGAACACUGCAGGGCGACGGCCGACGACGAACGACGGACCGUGGAGGCGUCGGGCACGGACCUAACUCCACUCAUCCACCAGUCUGCGCCGACAGCCGCACGGCGCAUCGGCUGGCAGGCCUCUGUGUUUGGCCCGUUAGGGUUUAUUUUAGGCCAAAAUCUGUAGUACGCACUACAUAUAUAAAAUUGUUUUGGGCUACGACCCGGGCCACGGCCCAGGUGGCCCUGGUCUGAUAUCCGCCCCUGCAUGAGAGUAUGUGGACAUACGACUGCGCGUAUUUUUCGGUGCAGAGGGCUUAAUUUUCUCAGGUGAUAAGAGUUUGGAGAGUGGGUUUCGAGAGUCGGUAGAGAGAUAUUUUUAAUCUUGUAAAAAAUAGAUUAGGAGAAUAAUUUGGGAGGUCUAGGAUAUACUCUUGCUCAAUAUAAAUACUCUCGCAUUUCAACUUUUCAACGAGGGAAGAAGCGGGAGGAGUCCACGUGGAACCCAUACCCGAGCGACGGGGGGAGGCCCUGCUCAUUGGAGACCGGCCCCCGCGGGCCCAGGUCCCAGCUUCCUCCCCCGCAGGUCGCAACACACAGUCCCCGCUGCCGCUACGGUGGCCGGUGGCCGGUGGGUGACAGGCGAUCGCGCGGUGGGUGGUCGUCGGGUGCACAAGCACAACACAAUGCGGUCAGGGAAAAGCGCGAGGCGAAUCCACUCCACCGCUCGGCCUCGUCGGUAGCGGCACGCCCCAACACAACUUUUCAGGCCUUCUCAUUGUGCGUCUGUGCCUGCCCGGGGAGCCCAAAAUUAUUAACCGGCGGCCUCAGCACACCGCCCCUCACCCCACUCACCGCAAAUUUUCGGGUCCGUGAUCACGCGGCCACGCGUCGACGCAGUGGUGGCUGGAGAGCCCCGAAUCGCGGACAGCGUAUGAAUCCCCUUCAGGUUUUAAUAGAAGAGAAAAUAGAUUAGGAGAAUAAUUUGGGAGGUCUAGGAUAUACUCUUGCUCAAUAUAAAUACUCUCGCAUUUCAACUUUUCAACGAGGGAAGAAGCGGGAGGAGUCCACGUGGAACCCAUACCCGAGCGACGGGGGGAGGCCCUGCUCAUUGGAGACCGGCCCCCGCGGGCCCAGGUCCCAGCUUCCUCCCCCGCAGGUCGCAACACACAGUCCCCGCUGCCGCUACGGUGGCCGGUGGCCGGUGGGUGACAGGCGAUCGCGCGGUGGGUGGUCGUCGGGUGCACAAGCACAACACAAUGCGGUCAGGGAAAAGCGCGAGGCGAAUCCACUCCACCGCUCGGCCUCGUCGGUAGCGGCACGCCCCAACACAACUUUUCAGGCCUUCUCAUUGUGCGUCUGUGCCUGCCCGGGGAGCCCAAAAUUAUUAACCGGCGGCCUCAGCACACCGCCCCUCACCCCACUCACCGCAAAUUUUCGGGUCCGUGAUCACGCGGCCACGCGUCGACGCAGUGGUGGCUGGAGAGCCCCAAAUCGCGGACAGCGUAUGAAUCCCCUUCAGGUUUUAAUAGAAGAGAUGAGGUGAUCGAAGUGACUAGCAAUUUGCAGGCUCAAAUGGGGUUAAACCAAGACAACAUGCAACUUGCGGUGAAUGAGUUUAUCCCUCAAUAGUAAUUUAUCAACGAAUCAGAAUAAAUGGCCCCCGAAGAUCCUAUAGAUUUGGAAGGGGAUUUUCACAAUCAAACAAAUGAUCAGUCACAUGAUUUAAUUUUCUUCGAUCAAUCGGGAUGAACCGCUUGUUACCUUAGAGCCAUUGGGCAAGAUGUCACCUUUACCAUAGAAGACCUCAUGGCUAGAAUUUAUGGGCAAUCUUCAAGCUCCUCAAAAGAUUUUAAGAUUAGCUCAACCCCAUAACUUGCUCAGUUAUUCGCAUGGUGGGAAAUGUGAAGAUUAGGCUAACAAGUGACAACUACCUUUAAAUUUGCUGUCUAAUAUGGUAUGGUUGAACUUCUAAAAGUGCUUAUCUAUCCUCGCUCCUCGGCUUGAUGAUUUAGGCCUAGAAACGGCUGGCUUGGCAAUUGUACCUUUCAAACCUGCAUGGGCUACUCAACUUCUAACCCUUUAGGCCUCUAUUUUGGUUUCACCUAGAUCUGCCCCCUCAUUCUAACAUGGAUGUCUGUACUCCUGUACUUAUUGAGCAGGAGGGACAUCAGGUUGGGGGCUUCGAUGCCUCCUAGGGGCCCCUGGUGGCCUCUAGGGUGGUGUAUGAUAGCAUGGUGAACCUGGGUGCAUGGCUUAAAAUUCCUAGGCUAACAUCUAUUUCUAACCCUGCUUCCACUAGUUGUUUCUUAGGUUUGUGGGAGUCCAAGACUCAACUUGAUUAUGAAGACCCAACUUGUUCCACUGGCAGAUAGACCCAAGAAGAAGAGUAGAAUGAUUUAUGAACAUGUCAACCUAGAGGCUUCGUGUCAGGGAUAUGGUCCUCGGUUCAUGGGGCCCAUCAGAUGGCAAGCACACUGGGGAAAUGGCCCUGACAUCUGCGGCCCAUCGGUUAGCUAGAGGAGAUAGGUAAUGUCUACCCUAAAAGACCCCCCUCGGACGAACCCCGUGGCACUGAGCUUGGUGUCGGGUGUAGCGGACCCUAACAGGGGGCCGAGCGUGUCGAAGGGAAACCACUCGAGUGGAUCCCGACUCGAGACUUGAAAGGGAAUUAGGCUUACACCUAGUCCCUAAUUAAUUUUGGUGGUUGAGUUGCCCAACACAAAUAAUUGGACUAACAAGUUUGCUCAAGUGUAUAGAUUAUACAGGUGUAAAAGGUUCACACUCAGCCAAUAAAAAGAUCAAGUUUUGGAUUCAACAAAGGAGGAAAGAGGCAACCGAAGGCACCUCUGGUCUGGGGGCACCGGACUGUCCGGUGCACCAGAGGACUCCAACUCGAACUCGCUACCUUCGGGAAUCUCCAACGGCUAGUCCGCUAUAAUUCACCGGACAUGUCCGGUGUACACCGGACUGUCCGGUGCAACUCCGGAGCAACGGCUAUUCGGCGCCAACGGCUACCUGCAACGCAAUUAAUGCGCGCGCAGCGCGCGCAGAAGUCAGGCGCGCCCAUACUGGCGCACCGGACAUGGUACAAUGCAUGUCCGGUGCGCACCGGACAUCCAGGCGGGCCCACAAGUCAGAAGCUUCAACGGUCAGAAUCCAACGGCAGUGAUGAUGUGGCGGGGGCACCGGACAUGUCCGGUGUGCACCGGACAUGUCCGGUGUGCACCGGACUGUCCGGUGCGCCAUCGAACAGACAGCCUCCACCAACGGUCAAGUUUGGUGGUUGGGGCUAUAAAUACCCCAACCACCCCCACAUUCAUUGCAUCCAAGUUUUUCACUUCUCAACCACUUACAAGAGCUAGGCAUUCAAUUCUAGACACACCAAAGAGAUCAAAUCCUCUCCAAUUCCACAAAAAGCUUUAGUGAUUAGCGAGAGAGAUUUGCCGUGUUCUUUUGAGCUCUUGCGCUUGGAUUGCUUCUUUUCUUUCUCACUUGCUCUUGUGAUCAACACUCAAUUGUAAUAAAGGCAAGAGGCACCAAUUGUGUGGUGGCCCUUGCGGGGAAGUUUUAUUCCCGGCUUUGAUUUGAGAAGAGAAGCUCACUCGGUCCGAGGGACCGUUUGAGAGAGGGAAGGGUUGAAAGAGACCCGGCCUUUGUGGCCUCCUCAACGGGGAGUAGGUUUGAGAGAACCGAACCUCGGUAAAACAAAUUCGCGUGUCUCACUUCACUAUUCGCUUACGAUUUGUUUUGUGCCCUCUCUUGCGGACUUGAUUAUAUUUCUAACGCUAACCCGGCUUGUAGUUGUGAUUAUUUUUGUAAAUUUCAGUUUCGCCCUAUUCACCCCCCCCCUCUAGGCGACUUUCAAUUGGUAUCAGAGCUCGGUGCUUCAUUAGAGCCUAACCGCUCGAAGUGAUGUCGGGAGAUCACGCCAAGAAGGAGAUGGAGACCGGCGAAAAGCCCACUACAAGCCACGGGAGCACUUCAUCGGAAGAGUCCCGCACCAAGAGGAAGGAGAAGAAGAAGAGCUCCUCCAACAAAGGGAAGGAGAAGAAAUCUUCUUCUCACCACAAAGAGAAGAAGGAGAGAUCUUCCUCUCACAAGCCACAUCGGAGUGGGGACAAGCACAAGAGGAUGAGGAAAGUGGUCUACUAUGAGACCGACACUUCAUCAACAUCGACCUCCGGCUCCGAUGCGCCCUCCGUAACUUCUAAACGCCAAGAGCGUAAGAAGUUUAGUAAGAUCCCCUUACACUAUCCUCGUACAUCUAGACAUACUCCAUUACUUUCUGUUCCAUUAGGCAAACCACCAACCUUUGACGGUGAAGAUUAUGCUAGGUGGAGUGAUUUAAUGAAAUUUCAUCUAACCUCACUCCACAAAAGUAUAUGGAAUGUUGUUGAGUUUGGAGCACAGGUACCAUCCGUAGGGGAUGAGGAUUAUGAUGAGGACGAAGUGGCCCAAAUCGAGCACUUCAACUUCCAAGCCACAACCAUACUCUUGGCCUCUCUAAAUAGAGAGGAAUACAACAAGGUGCAAGGGUUGAAGAAUGCAAAGGAAAUUUGGGACCUCCUCAAGACCGCGCACGAGGGUGAUGAACUAACAAAGAUCACCAAGCGGGAAACGAUCGAGGGGGAGCUCGGUCGCUUUCGACUCCGCCAAGGGGAAGAGCCACAAGACAUGUACAACCGGCUCAAGACUUUGGUGAACCAAGUGCGCAACCUUGGGAGCAAGAAGUGGGAUGACCACGAGGUGGUUAAGGUUAUUCUUAGAUCACUCAUUUUCCUUAACCCCACUCAAGUUCAAUUAAUUCGUGGUAAUCCUAGAUAUACUCAAAUGACCCCCGAGGAAGUUAUCGGGAAUUUUGUGAGCUUUGAAUGUAUGAUCAAGGGCUCCAAGAAGAUCAACGAGCUUGAUGAACCCUCCACGUCCGAAGCACAACCGGUGGCAUUCAAGGCGACGGAGGAGAAGAAGGAGGAGUCUACACCGAGUAGACAACCAAUUGAUGCCUCCAAGCUCGACAAUGAGGAGAUGGCUUUGAUAAUCAAAAGCUUUCGCCAAAUCCUCAAGCAACGGAAGGGGAAGGAUUACAAAUCCCGUUCCAAGAAGGUUUGCUACAAGUGUGGUAAGCCCGGUCACUUUAUCGCUAAAUGUCCAUUAUCAAGUGACAGUGACAGGGAUAACGACAAGAAGGGAAAGAGGAAAGAAAAGAAGAGGUACCACAAGAAGAGGGGCGGCGAUGCCCACGUGUGCCGCGAGUGGGACUCCGACGAGAGCUCCACCGACUCCUCCUCUGACGAGGACGCCGCCAACAUCGCCGUCACCAAGGGACUCCUCUUCCCCAACGUCGGCCACAAGUGCCUCAUGGCAAAGGACGGCAAAAGGAAGAAGGUAAAAUCAAGAUCCUCCACUAAAUAUGAAACCUCUAGUGAUGAGGAUGAUGCUAGCAAUGAGGAGGAUAACUUGCGCGUUCUUUUUGCCAACCUUAACAUGGAACAAAAGGAAAAACUAAAUGAGCUAAUUAGUGCCAUCCAUGAAAAGGAUGACCUCUUGGAUUCCCAAGAGGACUUACUAAUCAAGGAAAAUAAAAAGCAUGUUGUAACACCCACUCUGUAAUUUGUUAGAAAUAAUAUCAAUAGAGAAACAAUUUCUCCUUAUGUGAGCUUAACCUUUAUGCAUCAUUACAUGUGUACACCCUAGGUAAAAACAAAUAAUUAUAAUUAAUAACAUAAAAGCCACUAAAAUAUGCAUCAUGCAUUCAUGCUGGGAUUUUAUUUUGUGCAUUUUGUGACAACAUAAAAUAAUGUGAAAGGAAAUAUAUCAAAUUCUCUAAAGGGGGAAUUCAAGAGUUUGAGCAAGAGAAGAAAGAAUACUAAACAAAGAUAAAGACAAUAAAUAUAAGGAAAUUAGUUAAACCUUCCUAUUUGUGUUCAACUUGUACAUAAAAAAAAGAAUAUAAGUUCACAUAUUAAAACUGAAUUCAAAUUUGAAUUCUAGAAAUUGAAAAGAGAAAGAAAAGGAAAAGAAAAUGAAAUAAAAUAAAGGAAAACGGUACCUGGGCCUAAUCUUCCGAAGUCGGCCCAUUUACCUCACGCAACCUAUCCACGCGGCCCAAACUCUUCUCCACCGCGCGCGCGCCUGGCAUGCGGGCCCGGUCAGGCAGCCGUUGCGCGGUUUCCCCUUCGUCCCGGUGUCUCUGUCGCGUGGGCCCUGCCGUCAGUCGCACACCGCGCGCUGCUUGAACAAACUCUCCGACUAUGGCGGACGGCCGCCGGGGUUCCUGCGAUCGGCGCGGACUCUUCCCCCUUCACCCGUUAAAUGGGAGCUGAGUCGCAGCCUUUCCUCCUCUUCGUCCUGCGCACAACAUUAGCCGCGCCGCCGCCAUAACCCCGCAUACGGAUUUGAUCGCGUGUGUUGCGCCGCCGCCGCGGAUACGCUCGACCUUCGUCGCCAAGGGCCGUGCCGCCGCUCGGGGGUCGUAAAGGUGUGCCCGAGCGUUCGCCGAACCACGUGGAAACCGUACGUGCGCUCAGACCGUGGCGACUGGCACCCGAACGGCGGGAAUUGCUCGCCGGUCGUCAUCCUCCGCCGUGUAGCCGCCCCGCUGCGUGGGCAUUGAUCAUCGUUGCUCCUUUCUCGGGUAUGUAACUCUGAUCGCGUUCGCCAUAUCCUGUGCUACGUGUGUCCCAGUUCAGAUCGAAGCUUUAGGCGCGGGGUCGGGUAUUGGUGGAUUCCGGCGAUGGUGCUCCACCGUGGGGGCCCUGGUCGUCCCUUCGGCCGUAGGCUGGGGUAGAAGACGUGGCCACCACCGUCACUUGUUAGAUGUACGGCUCGGAUUAAAAACUGGGUACCGAUUCGGACGCGUUUGCCUGAGACCGUUGAUUAGAGAUCCGAUGGUAGGGAUCAGAUCUGGGCAUCGUAAAACCUUGGCCGUUGAUCUUAGAUCAUGUGGAUUCCAUUACGUACCGAUUCGCGGACGCGGCGAUCUGAUCCGGCGCAUUCGUUUUGGAUCUGACGGCCAGAAACCACUGAGACCCCUUCGCGGGUACAUUUUGCUAAAGAAACCCUAGGGUAUUUUAUAAUGAACCCGCCGUUCCACUUCCAUUGUUCUCUGUGUCUAGAACGACUUACCCCGAGCCCCCUGUGCUUAACUGAAAUUGAGGCCCAGUCCAGUAGUGAAUUAAAUGGAUUAAAUGAAAUAGAAAUUGGAUUUUUAAUAUGAAAAUAAACCUUAGAACUUGUUUAUUCCAUAGAAAAUGCAUAUGAACUCCAAAU